GUUGUGAAAUCCGGAAGUGUGCAUGUUUGUAGUUUUUUUUUCUCCGCCUGACCACUGUUUCGGCCGUAUUCCUGACUUCGAAGCGAAUUCCUUACACGUUUUCACAGUUUCCCGGGAUUUAACAGUUUUUUUCUACUAUUUGGGCUUCGUGUUUCCCUUAUUUCCAGGAUGGUCAAAGUAUCGUUUAACUCAGCGUUGGCUCAAAAAGACGCAAAGAAGGACGCAGAAAGUCUGAUACCAGAGGACGAGGACAAAGAUGCAGAGGCCGUCGUUCCCAUCAGACAUCAGUCCAGGGCUUGGUGCUGGUGCAUGUGCCUGGGCUUGGCUCUCAUGCUCAGUGGAGUCGUGGUGGGAGGAGCCUACCUGUACCGCUACUAUAUCACUGAGGGAUCUCCUGAUUCCUUGCAGGAGGGCCAGGUGUUCUGGUGUGGAGUGAACUACAGAGAGGAGGACUUCAUGAUGCUCGAGGAUGAUGAGGUGCAGGUGGAAGUGGAGGCUCCGUUCAGUUUGAAGCAGCUUGAGGAGAGGAUCCAGGUGCUGGAGGAGGAGCAAGUGGAGCUCAUCAACGUCCCAGUGCCAGAGUUUGACGACAGGGACCCGGCCGACAUCGUGCACGACUUCCAGAGGAUGCUGACCGCUUACCUGGACCUGAGCCUGAAUAAGUGCUACGUCAUCCCCCUGAACACCUCCAUCGUGAUGCCCCCCAGAGACCUGCUGGAGCUGCUCGUCAACGUCAAGGCCGGGACGUACCUGCCUCAGUCGUACCUGGUGCAUGAGGAGAUGGUGGUGACCGAACGCAUCGAGAACGUGAACCAGCUCGGCUACUUCAUCUACAACCUGUGCCGCGGCAAAGAGACCUUCAGACUGCAGCGUCGAGACAGGAUCCUGGGAAUACAAAAACGUGAGGCCCUGAACUGCCACAAGAUCCGCCAUUUCGGGAAAAACGUUGUGGUGGAGACGAUGAUUUGUGAGGUUUAAACCUUGCAACUCGGGCUCCUGCGUGCGUUUGUCACAUUUUCACACCUCACCUGCAUUUCUCAGUCUCUCUACACUGCAAAAAUGAAUAUCUAACAUACGGAAACUUGAAGUCAUAAUACAAUUGCUUUUACUUAGCUAGCGUAUUCCGUUGCUUAUAUUAAUUGUUUAACUCUUUCAUGACCUGACAGGCUGCACUUUACUUUACUACAUAAUAAUAACAUUGUAAUAAGACGUAGAAAGAAUUGUAACUGGAAUAAAGCUCUGUUGGCAUCUUAUUGGCUCAUGUUAUUACAAAAUUACAUUAUUAUUUUUUUAAAUUUGCACUUUUCAUACUAAUAAUUACUAAUACCUUAAUUUUUCCAUAUGUCCUGUUUCAAUGAGUAAGUAUUUUGUAUAACAUUUGAAAUUGUUUCCAUCCUAUUAUCAUGUUUUAACUAAUACCAAAUUACAAAAAUGUAUCUGUCAACAAAGUGCAAUAAUUAAGCUUGGAUGUACUGAAACAAAAUAGUUGUGAAACAGGUCAAAUAGUCCAAGUAAAGUCAAGUCAAGUAAAGUUAAAUUUUUAAAAAUCAAAGUUAAGAUUUCUGUUUUGAAUUCAAGUGAUUUUUAACUCGUCCAGAUUUUCAUUUUUUGCAGUGUGUAAAGACAAGAUAAUUUGUUUGGUUUGGAGAAAAGGAGAGGGAGGAGAGUGUAUUUUCCACUUUAUUUUUACAGAGAGUUUGUUUGAUUUCUGGGGAUUUUCAUAGUGUCUUUUUAAGGACUUGAGUUUAUAAGUUUUGGUCAAGCAGAUAUAAAAAUGUUACUCAAGUAAGCGUUGCUUCAAAAUAAGCAAAACAGUGAUUCAAAAAGCUACUUGAAAAUACAUCUGUAAAACAUUCUAAUAAUUAUGUUAUUAAGUCCCAUUCACAUAUAUAUCCCAGAAAGUUGCUAGGUACAAAAUGCUCCAGGUUGUGUAACCAAGGAAACCAGGUUCAUAACUAGGAAACCAAGCUCAUAAUCCAGGGAAAUCCAGGCUUGUAACCAGGAAACCAGGCUCUUAACCAAGGAAACCAAGCUCACAACCAGGAAACCAAGCUCGUAACCAGGAAACUAAGCUCAUAACUUGUGAAACCACAUGAGUGAUUUACCCGGGAAACUGUCAGGUCAAAAAUGCAGAGAAAUUAGUUCUAGCUUCAUUCACACGUGACCCUGCUCUGGCAAAAUGCAGUAGUCCAUGUCUGGCAGAUGUACUCUAGUCCUGGUCUAAUCCUGUGUUAGACCUGAUUUAGUUUUGGGUCAGACCUGGGUUAGUCCUGGUUUAGUCCUGGGUUAGAUCUGGGUUGGACCUGGUUUAGACUCAAGUCCUUUUAAAGACACUCCAUAACUUGCUAUAAAUAUUCGACUGUGUGUUAAACAGUAAAUUAUUGUAAUCAAAUAAUUGCACCUAUGUAUUUUCUUAGAAAUUGCUUUUUUCUACAAAGAUAAAACUUUUAUAGGGACUUUGUUAUUGUCUGCUGUAGCUUUUAACACUGCAACACUUUCUAUGUCUGAAAAAAAAAAAGACUUAAUUUAACUGUUUUAUAUUUGAAUAAAAUGGUCUUUGAGGGUUUUCUGUGAAUUGUGUUUUGAAUGUGUAUUUUUGAAUAACUUUGUCUGUUUAACUAAUUGUGUGUAUAAUCUCUUUAAAAUAUGCACAGAUCUACUCAAUAAAGAGAGGAAUACUUCUGGAAA
This is a messenger RNA of Boleophthalmus pectinirostris (great blue-spotted mudskipper), 2688 nucleotides long. RefSeq names its product integral membrane protein 2Bb (gene itm2bb). Gene Ontology annotation, biological process: negative regulation of amyloid precursor protein biosynthetic process. NCBI's taxonomy places the organism in Eukaryota, Metazoa, Chordata, Actinopteri, Gobiiformes, Gobiidae. The transcript is spliced from 7 exons. Gene Ontology annotation, molecular function: amyloid-beta binding. Bases 169 to 978 code for a protein of 269 amino acids. Gene Ontology annotation, cellular component: plasma membrane; Golgi apparatus; extracellular exosome. The record is from RefSeq and is a predicted model, not a curated record.